CCUCCUUUCACUAGCAUUUCUUUAUUCAUUCAAUUUUGAUUCUCAAGCCCUUUCAUUCUUAUAAAAGCAAGUUAAACCCCAUCACUCACCUUCUAUCUUCACAUACAUCGGAAUCUAUCCUUCCAUAUCUUAAUUCUAAAUCAAAAACCCAUCACCAUAAAUUUGAACAUUACAAUAAUUUUUUUUUAAUAAAAACAAAAAACUAAAACCAACAAUGUCAUUUAAGAUUGUUGCCACUUUCAUAAUUAAUCUUAAUUUUUUUCUUCUAUUUUCUGUACUUUCUUAUCAAAUUAAUGCAGAAAUUGCUUCUAAUGACCAUGAAAUUCUUCUUAAAGUAAAAAAUUCCUUGUUAAACCCCAUUAAUGGCGGCCAUGGCCUCCAUGAUUGGACCUCUGAUAAACCUUACUGUAACUUCUCUGGCGUUUCAUGUAACGCUGAUUCUCGUGUCGUUUCGCUCAAUAUUUCCAUGACCCCACUUUUCGGAAAAAUACCCUCAGAAAUUGGCUUACUUACCAAGCUAGAAAAUCUUACUCUCACCUGGAAUAGUCUUGCCGGAAAGUUACCCGUCGAAAUCUCAUCCCUAACCUCUCUUAAAUACCUCAACAUCUCAAAUAACAAUAUCUCCGGUCAAUUUCCCGGCGAGAUUUUCGCCAAUAUGUCGGAGCUGGAAUAUUUGGACGUCUAUAAUAACAACUUCAGUGGAGCUCUUCCAAUGGAGAUUUCUCAAUUGAAGCGGUUAUCGUAUCUUCAUCUAGGCGGGAAUUUUUUCUCCGGAGUAAUUCCGGCUAGUUAUUCUGAGAUUUCUUCUCUUAAAUAUCUUGCUUUGAACGGUAAUUCACUUACUGGCGAAAUUCCGGCGACUUUGAAUAAACUGAAGAAUUUAACUAAGCUUUAUUUAGGUUAUUACAACUCAUUUACCGGUGGAAUUCCACCGGAAUUCGGUUCACUGACAUCGUUACAGCUUUUGGAUAUGGCGAGUUGUAAUCUCUCCGGUGAAAUUCCUAAAUCAUUCGGGAAUUUGAAAAAAGCUCAUACUCUGUUCUUGCAGAGAAAUCAACUUUCUGGCGAGUUACCUUCUGAGCUUUCAUCAAUGGGGAGCUUAAUGUCGUUAGAUUUGUCUACUAAUUUCCUCACGGGAGAAAUACCUGAGAGUUUUUCUCUCCUCAAGAAUCUCACUCUUUUGAGUCUAUUCCACAACAAAUUCUAUGGAAAAAUUCCUUCUGGUAUUGGAGAUUUGCCUAAUCUUGAGAAAUUACAACUUUGGGGCAACAAUUUCACUCUUGAACUUCCGCAAAAUUUAGGUUCAAAUGGAAAGUUGAUUACAGUCGAUAUUUCUGAUAAUCGGAUCACCGGAAAUGUUCCUAAGAGCCUCUGUAAUGGCGGAAAAUUGGACCUUCUGAUUCUGUUUGAUAAUGCUUUGAUUGGUGAAUUUCCGGAAGAAAUCGGCGAUUGUCAGUCAUUGACUCGGCUUCGAAUUUCAAAAAAUCAAUUUUCCGGUGAAUUUCCGGCUGGAAUAUUGAACUUGCCGAAAUUAACAACCGUUGAACUCAAUGAUAAUUUAUUCUCCGGCUCAAUUCCUGCGGAGAUUUCGGGCGUACAAAUAAGCGAGCUAGUUUUAUCGAACAAUUUAUUCACCGGAAAAAUUCCGCCGGCCAUCGGGAAUUUGAGAAGCUUGAGCACGUUAUCAUUGUUCAAUAACCGAUUAACCGGUGAAAUUCCAGCGGAAUUGUUUGGGCUAAGUCAAUUGCAGAAUUUGAAUCUUAGCGCCAAUAAUUUUGAAGGUAAAAUUCCAUCGGAAAUUGGCCGGUGCAAGUCCUUAAUCCAAGUUGAUUUCAGCCGGAAUAAUCUGGGCGGAGAAAUUCCUACGUUGAUUUCUGAACUUGAAGAUCUUGCGGUUCUAAACUUGUCAAGAAAUUCUCUUACUGGUUACAUUCCCGAAGAUAUUGCUUCCAUAAGUAGUCUCACUCAACUUGAUCUUUCCUACAAUAACUUGUUUGGAAAAGUUCCUACCGGUGGCCAUUUCGACGCUUUCAUUACAUCGUGGUAUGUUGGAAACCCGAACUUGUGCUUGGGUAAUAGACAACCUUGCCAGGUGUAUAAAACACCAUCAAAGCAUCAAAUUAGCUCAUCCAAGUUGAUAAUCUUAACAAUUGGACUAAUCACAUUAGUCCUCCUAGCAUUAGUGACCUCAAUCAUUCACAAGAAAAAGUGUCAAGAGAGUUCCAAAGCGUGGAAAAUCGAGCGUUUUCAACGUGUUGAAUUUAAGGCGGAGGAUAUAAUUGAGUGUCUUAAAGAGGAGAAUGUGAUUGGUAAAGGCGGGGCAGGGAUUGUGUACCGAGGGAUGAUCCCUAAUGGUACAGAUGUGGCUAUAAAACGGCUAAUGAAUCGUGGGUCAUCAAAAAAUGACCUUGGAUUCUCAGCCGAGAUAGCCACUUUAGGAAAGAUUCGACAUCGAUACAUUGUAAAAUUGUUGGGUUACGUAUCAAACAAGGAUACAAACUUGUUGGUGUACGAGUUUAUGGCGAAUGGAAGCUUAGGGGAGAAACUUCAUGGACCAAAAGGAGCAUAUUUGCAAUGGGAGAUGAGGUAUAAGAUUGCAAUAGAGGCAGCAAAAGGGUUGUGUUAUAUGCACCAUGAUUGUAACCCAAAGAUUAUUCAUAGGGAUGUUAAGAGUAAUAAUAUACUUUUGGACUCUGAUUAUGAAGCUCAUGUUGCUGAUUUUGGGCUUGCUAAGUUCUUUUGGGAUGCUAAUGGUUCGGAGUGUAUGUCCUCUAUUGCUGGCUCUUAUGGCUACAUAGCUCCUGAAUAUGCCUAUACACUAAAAAUAGAUGAGAAGAGCGAUGUGUACAGCUUCGGAGUAGUGCUACUCGAGCUAAUAACAGGUCAAAAACCAGUAGGAGAAUUCGGUGAUGGAGUAGACAUAGUUAGAUGGGUACGAAAGAUCGAAUCUGAGAUCUCCGAGCCAUCCGAUGCAGCUACCGUCUUGGCCAUUCUCGACUCGAGGUUACACGGUUACUCGCUUUGUAGUGUGAUCAACAUGUUUAAGAUUGCUAUGCUGUGUGUUGAGGAUAAGAGCUCUAAUAGGCCUAACAUGAGGGAAGUUGUUCAUGUGCUUACUAAUCCUCCUAAACAUAUUAUAUCGACAACUAGCCUAAUUUAAUUAAGAAUUUAGAUUAAAAGGAUCACAUAUUUGUAAUGUUAAUAAUGUUCAGUCAGGAAGGGCUGGUUUAUUUUAGUUUGUGUAAUAUUUGUAUACUGAUGGUUACUGAUGCCUAUAAUUAAGUUUGGAUAUAAAAUUUAUGUAUUGUGGCCUUGUGGGUGA
Amaranthus tricolor (Joseph's coat) is the source of this 3322-nucleotide messenger RNA. Its product is annotated as receptor protein kinase CLAVATA1. The transcript has 2 exons. Gene Ontology annotation, molecular function: protein binding; ATP binding; protein kinase activity. Gene Ontology annotation, biological process: protein phosphorylation; hormone-mediated signaling pathway. The record is from RefSeq and is a predicted model, not a curated record. NCBI's taxonomy places the organism in Eukaryota, Viridiplantae, Streptophyta, Magnoliopsida, Caryophyllales, Amaranthaceae. Gene Ontology annotation, cellular component: plasma membrane. Bases 215 to 3160 code for a protein of 981 amino acids.